CUCAGGAUUCAAUCCUCUACAACUACACGCUGGUGCUACGACGUGUUACAGCGGAUCGUCCCUUCCUGCAGCGACCUUCCCCUGGGCGUCACGGCGGUUCCGGAGGUGUUAGAGAUUUUUUCUAAAAGUCCUUUUCAGGACUGACUGAGCAUUCUCCAGCGCGGCAUGUCCCGCUGUUCUCUUGGGUGCGGCACCCUCAUCGAGGAGGGGGAUGGACACGAUCGCUGCAUUAGGUGUCUGGGCGUCCAGCACACUGAAGCAGCGUUCGUUGACACAUCUGCCUGCACUGCGGGCAGAUUGUCAUUCAGAAGUUGCGGUCACGGGUGGCUGUCUUCCUACGGGAACCAGCCACCAUUUCGUCUGCUACCCGGGCUGUGACAUCUGUGGCUACGGCCCCGAUGACCACCCACGUUAGCAGCGUUAGUGAUAUGGGGAACUCUGCGAACGUAAACCCGCCAGCCAAGUGCUCACGGGCCGAUCGCACCCCGAUUCGCUCUUCUGAACGUUCCCCAACCGGCGGUGGCAUACCGUCCGGAUCCUCACGCACACACUCGGAAACGAUGUGUGACGUAGAUGAGAUGUCGCUCGCAGCAUCGGAGGGAGACUGGCAUCCGACUCUGCCGAAUCCAAACUCCACCCCCAGCGGUCGAGUUCAGGAGGAAGCAGAAGUGAUGUCAUCCGUGCUAACCCGGGGAUGCGUGGUUCCCGAGGUCGGUGCGUGGUGCAAACCGCGCCCACCCCGGGUGCCAUGUUUUUCCCGGAGGUGCAUGAGGAGCUGUGUAAAACUUGGAACGCUCCACCCACGGACCGUUCCAGUGAAACCAGCUCUGGCUCCCUUACUUCCCUCGAUGGUGAGGCAGCCAAGGACUGCGUCGAGAUCCCCCGGGUGGAACGUCCGCCUGCGGUCCACCUGUGCCGCGGACGGCUACCACCUGGGGGGGGAUCGACCACUCCUACCGUCCAAAGCACGUAAGACUUCGGCAUCACUGGUGUCGAAAGCUUGCGAUGUUGCGGGCCAGGCUGCCUCCUCUCUCUAUGCCUUGGCCAUCCUGCAGGUCCGCCAGGCCAGGGCGUUGAGAGGGCUCCACGAGGGUAAGGCCGACCCGGGUAUAAUGCAGGAUCUCCGUGCCACCGCUGACAGCGCUCUACGGGCGACUAAGGCGGCGGCACGGGCCCUGGGUCGGACGAUGUCCACGGUAGUGGUCCAGGAGAGACACCCCCGGCUAUACCUUGUGCAGAAGAGUGACAGCAAGGAAGUCCGCUUUCUUGAUGCACUCAUCUCGCAGGGUGGGUUGUUGGUAACACCGUCGAGGACUGCGCUCAGCAGUUUUUUGACGGCGAAGCAGACAGUGGCAAUUAACCACAUUUUUUUCACGCCGCGACUCGGCCGCCUACAGGCCUCCAAGAUCUCACGUGACGUCUGCUUCCCUGCAACCCAGGACCCUUUCGAUAUCGGCUCCGGUUCCUGUGCCCCCACAGGCGGCACCCCGGAAGCAGAGGUCGAGGGGGAAACCUCCACCCCGUCAGCAACCUCCUCGCGAGAAGGGACACUGACGGGAAGACCCCAGGGAGAACAACAUCGGGCCCGAACCUUCACAGCCUUCGAUCUUCCUCGACACCGGCCGUUCCCACGGUUCGCGUGCGAGAGGCGGGCAUAUCAGUACAGAGUCCUCCCUUUCGGUCUGUCCCUGACCGCCCUUUCUCCCUGAGAGGAGGAAGGCGAGGCGGUACUAAACUAUCUCAGCGACUGGCCUAUCUUGGCACACUCGCGAGAUCUGUUAUGUACACAAAGGGACCUGGUGCUCCGGCACCUAGGUCGAUUGGGACUCCAGGUCAACCAAGAGAGGGGCAAGCUCUCCCCAAUGCAGAGCAUCCUCUUUCUCGGUAUGGAACUCUACUCUGUCACCAUGUCGGCGCACCUGUCCGCAGUUGUGCCCAACCAGUGUUGAACUGUCUGAAAUGAACAUUUUAGGCAGACAGCGGUCCCCCUGAAACAAUUCAGAGGCUCCCGGGACACAUGGCGUCCUCGCGGGUUAAUACCCCUCGAGUUGAUGCACAUGACACCGCUCCAACACUGGUUUCAGAGUCGAGUUCCGAGGAGAGCGUGGCACACCGGCAGCAGGCGCAUGGUGAUGCCGCCCUGCUGCCGACGCACCAUAACCCCUAGUCUUUAUGACUUUUUCGACGGACUCAGGUCCCUCUGAGCAGGUUAUGAGGCAGGUCGUGGUGACGACUGAAGUCUCCCUGCAGGGGUGCGGUGUAGUGUGCAACGGGCACGCGGGUGGGGUGUUGGACGAACCCCCGCCUGCGCUGGCAUAUCAAUUGCCAAGAGUUGUGGGCUAUGCUACUUGCACUGAGCAGGCUACGGCCUCUCGUGCGAGACAUGCACGUGCUGUUCCGAGGACAGCACUAUAGCUGUAGCGAAUACAGAUCGUCAGGGUGGCGUUCGCACACAGCAGCUAAACACAACUUGCUCGACGCCUCCUCCGGUGGAGUCAACAGGUGACCCGUUCCCUGCAGGCCACACACCCAGGUAAAACCUGUUCACCUCCCGUAACACCACCAUUUGCCCGCUUGAUAGUCCCUGCCCUCGGCAAGGAUAUCCUUGCGCACAGCUGGCCGCGGGAUGGGCGGAAGCACACCUUCCCCCCCCCAGGAGCCUUCUUGUACAGACUCUGUGCAAGGUCAGGGAGCAGGAGCACCAAGUGUUAUUGGUUACACCACACCGGUCUAACCGCACUUGGCCUCAGAGCCGAUGCUCUGGACAGCGACUCCCCCUGAACCAUUCCCCUGACAGAGGACCUGCUCUCUCAGGGGAAGGACACGUUCUGGCAUCCCAGAUCAGACCUCUGGAACACCCAUGUCUGGUCUCUAGACGGGACGAGAAGAUCCUAAGAUGGCUACUACCCCUAUACGGCUGAGACCAUCACCCAGGCUAGGGCCCCAUCUACUAGGCGGUUACACGCCUCUAGACGGUGCCUCUUCUCGUCCUGGUGUCUUUCUCAACGAGAAAAACCCACUGAGGUGCUUGAUCAGGAUUGUGUUCCCCUUCUCACGAGACUGGAGACUAACAUCUCCCUUCGACACUGAAAGUGUAUGUAGUCGCUAUUGCCACUCAUCACGACUCAGUCGGUGGAAAGUUUCUAGGGCAACACGACCUGGUCACCAGGUUCCUAAGCAGCGAGAGGGCGGAAUCCGCCUCAUCUCAGCUCCAUACCCUCUUGGGACCCUAAGUGGUCCUGGGGAGCCUCAGGGCCCCCCAAAGAGCCCCUCGGAGGUUCCGAUCUUCCUCAUAGAGUAAGACGGCCCUCCUGACGGCGCUUACUUCCUUCAAGAGGGUAGGGGACCACCGAGCAUCCUCCGUGUCCCUGGAUUGCCUUAAACUCGGCCCUGGAAACUCUCACGAUCACGUGAGAGUUGCCAGGCCCAAAUUCUAGGCAUCCCUGAGACAAGGAAAAAGCCUGGAGGUCGCCCAACCUCUUGAUAUAGGCAAGCGCCAUCAAGAGCGCUGACUUCAUCGAGAGAUCUGCUGCUCUGCGUCGUAAAUCCAGCAGUGAAACAGUCUCGAAGAGAUGCGCUUGUACUCUUACAAGGGCAGGUUCCGAAGAACAAAGGAUGAUGUAUAUACGGGGGCGGAGACUGGCGUGGGCGGGCCAUUCGCCAAAGCCCAUUGGCGUUUUAGAUUUAUCUCGGAGAUGAUAGGUUCUCAGAAUCAAACCCCAGUCUGUCUCUCAACACAACGUCAAGAGACCGACUGAUGGGGAACCCAGAUUUUCCCUCAUUUCAAGCUUAAUAUACUAUUUUCACUAAACCUACUUUUUGAAACAGGCCCCAGGUACAUAGGGUGCUCAUAAUGUUGCUCCACUUCCUCUGUGAUAACAGUGAUAAGUGUUUGUCAGUUUUGUCAUGGUCACAUGUCAGAAACUACAGUACAGUAUGCCCUUGUGUAAAGCUGCUUUAGUGUAAACUGUGAACAGCGCUAUACAAAUAAACUUAAAUUGAAAAUUA
Molecule: messenger RNA, 4008 nt
Organism: Triplophysa dalaica
Lineage: Eukaryota; Metazoa; Chordata; Actinopteri; Cypriniformes; Nemacheilidae
Exons: 2
Coding region: 399-1709 (436 amino acids)
Source: RefSeq, a predicted model, not a curated record